Molecule: messenger RNA, 854 nt
Organism: Malus domestica (apple)
Lineage: Eukaryota; Viridiplantae; Streptophyta; Magnoliopsida; Rosales; Rosaceae
Source: RefSeq, a predicted model, not a curated record
ACACACCCAGCAAAAUUUGGCCACUGAGAAAAUGGAGAGUCAGAGUGGUAGAAAACAAGGUUCUACGUCUCCAUGCGCAGCAUGCAAACUUCUGCGAAGGAGAUGUGCUCAGGAUUGUGUUUUUGCUCCUUAUUUUCCAGCUGACGAGCCCCAGAAGUUUGCCAGUGUCCACAAGGUUUUUGGUGCUAGCAAUGUCAACAAGAUGCUACAGGAAUUACCAGAGCACCAACGCAGUGAUGCAGUGAGUUCCAUGGUGUAUGAAGCAAAUGCAAGAGUCCGGGAUCCUGUGUACGGUUGUGUUGGAGCAAUAUCAUCUUUACAACAACAAAUCGACGCACUCCAAACCCAAUUGGCCAUUGCACAAGCUGAAGUGGUGCACAUGAGAAUGGGCCAAUUCGCUAUUACCACUACUACUGCUUCAACGACUACUUGCUCACCAGACCAAAAGAUGGCACCUGAUAAUUCUCAUCACCACCAUCAUCAUCGCAGUCAUCAGACGGCUACCACCAAGUCCUUUUUUUCAAUGGACAUGGCGGCCGAUCAGGCCAAUAUGGGAGAGUCUUUGUGGUCAUGCUAGCUCUACCUACCUGAAUUUGCAUGCCUCUAUGCCACUUUGAUUAGUUAAUCUGUUUUGCUAUAAUAUUUAAUAUGUCUGCUAUCUCCUCUUUAGUUAUAGUACGUACCUCUUUUUUUUUCUCUUUUACUUUCUUAUGUAGUGCAUUUCUCUCUCUACUUGACCAGGGAUGCGAUGAUGAUUAAUUAGUUGACCAUAUUGUAAAUAUGUCUAAACUUUGUAAGUAUGAGUUUUUACUUAAAAUAUUGUUAAUAUAUAUAUGGUGAAAUUCUUGAUGUGA